UGUUUCUGUGUGUAUGGCCUUUGACAGCCAUCAGCUACUUGUCCUCCUCCCCUUUUGGCCCCAUCUCUAGCAAUACUCACGCAAGCUUCUAACAUGCUAAUAUUAAGAGGAAGAGAAACUUACUGACAAUGGGGACAACGUAAAGUUGUGAUUGCUGGCAGAUGUACUGAGGAAGAGAUCUAAAACCUGUUGGAUUUGGAUUAGACAUUGCUGUUUCAUUCACGGUUGGAAGCCUUUUGAGUUGCAGUAUGACUCAUUUCUUUCAUGUUAUGUGGAGCUACGUCUAAGUGUUAGAACUCUGAUGGAGAAAACAGCAGGUAAAGUGUCUUCAGAUGUAGAGUCGAGCCUCUAUCAGCGUGUUCAUGCCAUGCUCAGAGAACUGGACACACACGCUCAAGCUGUCUCAACUUGCAAUAAAGGGAUGCUAAGAUGGACACUGCAUAAAAAAGUGGAGAAUAAUCCAUCCAUAAGCAUCUCUUUACUGAGGGUUCUUAUUAAGGAGCUUGAGAAGGCAGAGAGGACUGACUGCAAAAUUCGUAUUAUUCCUUUGCUGCACACUCUGGCCUAUGCAGUAAUACAGUCUGCUUAUAUUCCAGACGAGUUGUGUGAAAGGAUAUAUGCAUGUCUGAAACGUCUGGUUACACUACCCGAGCCUUACUGCAGCGUGGGCCUUAACUAUGCUAAACAGAUGAGAAUAGAACAUAACAUCCCAGGUGCUCUGUAUCAAAGAAGAGUCAUUGCUGAGCACAGCCUUAAAAAUGAUCAUUAUCCUCUUCAUGAAAGAGUGUUUGUGUUUGCGGAUCCAGCCAUGUUUCCUGAGACAACGUUAAACGCAUUGAGGGCCGAUGUGGAGUGUGGGGCUUUAGACUGGGCCACACUGACCCCUCAGCGCCGGGUUCUACUGCACACACUACAAGCCGGACUGGGGAGAGAGUGCCACGGGAGACAACUCACACAAGCCCUGGAGGAUUUAGGUGAAGACAUUGAAAAAUACUUCCAGGAUGUUGUGUCCAUUGUAGAGGAGAGAAUAGUGGAUGGAGGUUCAGAAUGUGACCUGUACAGUGAAAGAUUACAGCAACUCUAUGAUGAAAUCAUUUGUUCUUCUAGCACAGAGCAGUCAUGUCCUGCCAGUCUGGUUGGAACCCCACUGCCCAGUCCUGAGGUUAGCUUCCAUGUCUGGACAAAAGAAGAUGAGAUAUGGAACGAGGUGAUAAACUUCACUCUAAUGCUGGGCUCUACGAAUCAGACAUCUGCAUUUCUUGAAGACGAUCAAGACUCCAGACGUGCUUCUGUCAUCUCUACUAUAUCGAGAGACAGUGGCAUAGAGGGAGAUUUGCCUUUAAAUGAGUUCUCCUUUCUGAUGGUUGAGCCCUCUGGUGGGCCGGAGGUCCAAGAGCAGCAAAAGAGUUUUUCCAGGAGACCAUGUGUGAGGUGGCCAAAGGCUGCGAACAGAAUGACUUUAAUGAUGGAGGCCAUUAAGGAAAGUGGAGGAACAGGCGGAAGUGGAAGCUAUAUUGUUAAAGAGGAGAAGAACUUUACCGCUCGUGCUGUGGUCAUGGGCGAUGACAGCACUUUGGGAAGACUGGCCAAGGCUUACCACAAUAUACGAAAAAAGGAGAUGCGGAAUUUAUUUCUGACAAAGAGAGUCAACUUGGAAAUAUACUAUAUUCCCGUCACUACCCAGUCCAACACAGCUUCUCCAGUUCAGGAAAAUGCUACAGCAAAUGUAGACAGGCUUACACUUGCAGCGUCCUUGGGCAGUGUGGAUCCAUGGUAUGACUCCAACAUAAACAGUCUGGGAGCCAUGAUGCUGAAACUAGCUGAAACGCACACCAGUGUCGUCGGGUCUUCAGAGCCUAACUCCUUUCUUUUGGACAUCAUCUCAUACUACACACGGACAGCACAGCAGCCUGUCCACAUCCCCAUCUACUCUGUGAAGCUUUCCUUCUCUGGAUUGGAAUCUAAAGUUGUGGAGGAUUUGUUUGUGUGUCAGCUUGACAUGGACUUUCCUGGGUUCAAGCCAGUGAGACUUACUUUUAAAGACACAAUCCGGGGAUCAGUACGGUAUAAGAAAACCAUGCAGGAAGAGUGUGGUGUAGUUGUUGCUGUCAACUAUAGGAAGGCCUCCAUAAGCAAUCGAGAAGUGGACAAACGAAUGCCUUUAACAAUAUCUGGCGUGUCGAUCCGUGCAGCUCCGCCCAGUGGAACCAAAAGUCUUGAAAGUCUCAGUGUCUAUUUUCGUGAUCCAAAUCCUACCAGACCUCCAGUGCCUACCCUUAGAGUGACCAACAUUUGCAUCAGAGCUCUGGAGCAGAAGACAUUUACUGUACGUCUGGACAAGGACUCGUGUAGGACCUUCAAAAAUGUCCAGAGCAUAGAGGUGUCUCCGUGCACAGACCCAGGAUACUCUCUUCAAAAGAGCAAGUCGAAACACAGCCUGACGGAGGAUGACUCGGGACUGAGCAAAUUUCUGAGCAAGACUUUCUCUUUACCCAUCAACACCUUCUCUGGAGCUGUUUAGUGACAAUGCAACAAUUGUGCACACUCUCAUGACUGAUCGUUAACUCUACAGAUUAAAAUCACACUCCUAUGCAUUUGUCUGUGUCCAUGCAUGUGGCAUCUCACCUUAACAUUACACAUCAACAGUUUAUCGUUAUUGCUAUUUUGUGUCUAUUGCGAAUACCUCUGUAUGUUGUCAGAGAGCUCAUUUACAUAAAAUAUUUCCUUUUCAUAACCAAAGAUGAAAAAGAAAUACACACCUACAUCUCACUGUCAGUGUGUGAAGUAUAAUGUUUUACACUUAAAAGUUCAAGAAUGUUGCUCCUGUUGUCAAUAAAACACUCCAGUAGUGGAGAGAUCUAAAGAUAUCUGCACCAUAUUAUGCUAUUACAAGCACAGUGUUCAGUAAAAGAAUGUUUUAUUAUGCAUGUCAGCAUUAUGUAUAAUGCAGUUACCAGAAGUGCAAAGAGUAGCACUGUGCAAACUAACUAAGGAUAUAGAUUAUAGGUUAGGGUAUCUUCUAUUUAGGGAUCUAUAUAUACACAUACAAGAUAUACACUGUGAACUUACAGUUAUACUGAGAUAAUAUAUAAUAUAAUGCCAGGAUUAUGGUAAAUUUAGAGCCUGUUGCUGUAACAGUGGGCACAGUGUGGAAGAAUUCAUCCCAAAUGGGAAAGCAGGCCAUUGCAGUGCAACAUUUAUACACAGAUACACACACCCUUAAAUAUACUAACAUCUGGGGGAAUAGACUGUUGGAUGAAACUGAAGAACCCAGAGAAAACCCAGGCAAACAUGUGUGGUAGCUUAAUCAUUAGGAUGUUGGACUCCUGUUCAGAAGGUUGUGCGUUUGAAUCCCAGGUUCUUAAUCCUCAGUUGUAUAAAAUGUAAGGUGCUCUGAAUAAGAGCAAAUGCUGUGAAUGAUAUCAAAUUGGUGGAAAAUGCUAUAUGGUUCUAAUAUAUUAAAUUAAAUUACUA
Messenger RNA from Hemibagrus wyckioides, 3474 nucleotides. It is a transcript of the gene pik3r6b, whose product is annotated as phosphoinositide-3-kinase, regulatory subunit 6b. Gene Ontology annotation, biological process: G protein-coupled receptor signaling pathway; positive regulation of MAP kinase activity. Gene Ontology annotation, cellular component: phosphatidylinositol 3-kinase complex, class IB. The transcript is spliced from 20 exons. Bases 302 to 2521 code for a protein of 739 amino acids. Gene Ontology annotation, molecular function: 1-phosphatidylinositol-3-kinase regulator activity. The record is from RefSeq and is a predicted model, not a curated record. NCBI's taxonomy places the organism in Eukaryota, Metazoa, Chordata, Actinopteri, Siluriformes, Bagridae.